AUGGACUAUCCAGUGACACUAAACGAUGACACAAUAUUUGUAAACAUUCUAUCACGACUUCCGAGAAUAUUUAGUGGUCUUGGGAUCGCUUGUAUAUUCUUCGCAAUUUUCUAUCACUUCUAUGGCUCAUAUUCUCCGCUGUUCAUACAACAUUUUCUCCUGUUUGGAAAGUCGAACCCCCAGUAUUGUGAAUAUUUAAAGUAUUCAAGAGUUCCUAAAAGAUGGUUUAAAUAUUUUUACAUGAUUGGUAUAUUCUCUACAUUAUGUAUCCUACUUGUUGAAUUAUUUAUGCUAUCUUCAGUACUCAACAAAACCAUAAUUUCUGUUUUAAUCAUAUAUUUGGUACAUGUUUCACGUCGACUGUAUGAGUGCGAAUACGUUUCCGUAUUCAGUAAUUCUCAAAUGAGUUUCAUGCACUUUUUGAUGGGUAUUGGAUUCUAUAUUGUCGCUCCUAGUUCAAUUUUGCUUUCUCAAAGUAAUGCAGCUGAACGAUCAUAUUUGACUAUUGGCCUAUUUAGUGUACACAUGUUAAUACUCCAGUAUUUGCAGGAUUUGGUUUUCCGACAGUUAGCUGCCUUACGUUCAGGGAAAAAUAAAAACACAGACAAGUUAUCGGAGAAAAAGUAUUAUCCACCCGAAGGGAGCAUGUUUUAUUGGGUAUCGUGCCCGCACUACAUACUUGAAAUAUCAAUCUACUUAUCAUGUCAGUUAUUUAUUACACCUAAAUGGAUACCAUUUUCGCAUAUAUUAUUUUUCACAAUAUGCAAUCAAUUAUGCUGUAUAUGGCUAAAUCAUAAUUGGUAUAAAAAUAAUUUCCCUGAGUGGGCAUCUAAACGUGCUAUGCUGAUUCCUUAUGUAUGGUGA
This is a messenger RNA of Schistosoma curassoni, 864 nucleotides long. Lineage: Eukaryota; Metazoa; Platyhelminthes; Trematoda; Strigeidida; Schistosomatidae. The record is from the annotation of a GenBank genome assembly.